AUGAUUGUGAUUCUGACCGGUACUCUUCAAGUGCAUUGCUUCGAUCCGCGAGGGACGUCACCGUUAUGGAUACGUUUUAUCAUCGCUGUCCUGCGUGCAUGGUUUUUUGUGUACGAUUGCUUGAACUACAUUCCCUAUGAGUUAUUCAACUCACCGAGUGCGAAAUUGCAAAAAAGUGAACGCACUAAGGCAAAACCCGUUAAAGAUUUGGAUAGCCCGUGGCGUAACGUGGACGGACAGUUGUAUGAGGAUUUUCCUGGCGAAGAUACCAUUGAUAAGCUUUUUACACAUGCUGUGAAGUUGUUUGCUGAUAGACCUGCCCUGGGUACACGUGAAUUAUUGGAGGUUCAUGAGGAAAAGCAACCAAAUGGACGAAUCUUUGAGAAGGUUGAAAUUUUUGAUUUAAACUUCUGA
Messenger RNA from Gongylonema pulchrum, 414 nucleotides. The record is from the annotation of a GenBank genome assembly. NCBI's taxonomy places the organism in Eukaryota, Metazoa, Nematoda, Chromadorea, Rhabditida, Gongylonematidae.